Messenger RNA from Plectropomus leopardus (leopard coralgrouper), 1648 nucleotides. RefSeq names its product dynein light chain Tctex-type 2B (gene dynlt2b). Gene Ontology annotation, molecular function: dynein intermediate chain binding. Gene Ontology annotation, biological process: microtubule-based movement. NCBI's taxonomy places the organism in Eukaryota, Metazoa, Chordata, Actinopteri, Perciformes, Serranidae. Gene Ontology annotation, cellular component: cytoplasmic dynein complex; cytoplasm. The record is from RefSeq and is a predicted model, not a curated record.
ACUCUGCAGAGAUUAGCUUGUUAGCAACGGCGUGGCUCCUUUAUUCCAGUCUCGUUUGUUGAAUCCCGCGUUAAAAUCAUUGACAUGCGAUGGAGGGGUCCGAUACAUACCUCAUACGACCUAAUCACCAGGACAAGUUUAAGCCAGCCAUUGUAAAGGAGUGUGUCCGUGAAAUUGUGAGGGAGAGACUUUCUGGGAUGCAAUACGACCCAGAGGAAGUCCCCGAGCUGUCCAGGUCCCUGGCAGACUGCAUCAAGGACAAAGUGAAGAAUGCAGGGUUUGAUAGAUAUAAGCUUGUUGUGCAGGUGGUCAUCGGAGAACAACGAGGACAAGGAGUCAAGAUGUCUUCAAGGUGUUUGUGGGAUGCUGACACAGACAGCUACACAGAAGAUGUAUUCAUGAACGACAGCUUGUUCUGUGUGGUGGCAGUUUUCGGAAGCUAUUACUACUGAAGACAAGAGGAUGGAUGACAGAGAAGUCUUUCAGAUCAAAAGAUGUGAGGCGCACGUCCAACUGAGACUGCUCACCGUCAGCACUUUGGGUCCACGGUGCGUUGAACUGAAGUAACCGUGUACGUAACUGCUGCAUCUUGAGAUCAAGACGAGCGACCUGUUCUGUUGCUAUAGUGAUUUUCAAAAUUAGGAUUUCAUCAGGAUUUCCUAACCAGACAAGAUGAUUAUUGAAGACCGAAGCCUCUUAGAAAAGUGACCAGCUGUUAACACUGAAGGGAUAACAGUUUAAAAGUGUCUUCAGCAACAUUUCCAGAAACAUAUUAUUGUGUGUGACCAGAUCUGGUAGAUUAGUAGAAUCCUUUUGAUCACAGCUGUUGCAGUGCAGUGGAGUGCAUAUUUGUACUGCACUUUAAGGGGUUAACUUUGCACAGCAGCUACAGUAGAGGUCAGUAUUUAUCUCUGAUUAUAAAUAUCAGGACAGCAGAUUGCUGUUGGAGAGACACUGAAAUUAUACAGGAGCAGGAAAGACUAAAGAAGAAAUUGAACCAUUGUCUAUCUAGCGUAUCACCACUUUCAUUCUGCUCAUCCCUUUUAUAUUGUUGCCUCUUUCUGCUAUUAUUGGAGUCCUUAAAAAUUAGAUCAACUCUUAGUUUGAUUUGACACUAUGAUUGUGACAUCUGUUGGUGACGUCCUAUUGAGCAAACAACUAUCUAACACAGAAGUGAGCUAGCUUGGUAUUUUUUAAGACUAUAACAUUUAAAAUUUUGUUUCAGUAUCAAAUGCCCAGUAUUUCAAAUACGUGUCAGCUACUGUUAUCAUAAACAUUAUUUCCUAUAUACAUUGUAUGUAACACCACAAUAUUAUAAAAUACAUUAUCACAUUAACCAUUUGUCAUAAAUAAAUCAAAACAUCACUGAAAAGAUUUUAAACAUUCAACUGCCUACAGAAACAUUUCUAGCCACACAGAAUUUCCCGGCUUGAGCUAAAUUUGUAAUGUUGGAUUUGUCACCAGGCAAGACUUCACAUGAGAUGCCACCUGAAGUUAUCCAGAUUGGAUUUUUUUUUUCUUCCCAUGGCCAUUAUAUUUCAACAGUCACAAUAUGCUGUGGGACUCAUGCUAGGCAUGAAAACAAGGACUGUCACAGAAAUAUCAUAUUUAAGAUAUUAUUUAUACAUUUAUUGCUUUAAAGCAGUAC